This is a messenger RNA of Polypterus senegalus (gray bichir), 2970 nucleotides long. RefSeq names its product polymerase (RNA) III (DNA directed) polypeptide E (gene polr3e). Gene Ontology annotation, cellular component: RNA polymerase III complex; nucleus. Gene Ontology annotation, biological process: DNA-templated transcription. Lineage: Eukaryota; Metazoa; Chordata; Cladistia; Polypteriformes; Polypteridae. The record is from RefSeq and is a predicted model, not a curated record. Bases 192 to 2285 code for a protein of 697 amino acids. The transcript is spliced from 21 exons.
ACUCCUCCUCACGUGCCUACGAAGCGGCAAUAUGGCCGCCGCCUGAGAGCGACGCUAAAGUCUAGCGAGGAGCUUCCAGCAGUGCGCCGCACGCUGAGCACGCGAGACAGGAGGAGAAGAGAAGCCGCUUUUGAGGGCCUGAGGCAAACAAGAAGGUGACGGCUCACUGGUGCCUUAUUGACUGAUGCUGCAUGCUUCUAAGCAUGGCAAGUGAAGAUGAUGACCCAGUGGUACAAGAGAUUGAUGUUUACUUGGCGAAAAGCCUUGCAGAGAAGCUCUACUUAUUCCAGUACCCAGUGCGACCUUCUAUGAUGACCUAUGAUGAUGUCACUCAUCUGUCUGCCAAAAUCAAGCCCAAGCAGCAGAAGGUGGAGAUCGAGAUGGCUAUGGACACUAUGAAUCCAAAUUACUGCCGCAGCAAAGGAGAGCAGAUCGCCUUAAACGUGGAUGGGACUGGCAUGGAGGAAGGCAACACCUACUCCACGAAACUCAUGGACAAACAAGUGUUUUCUUCAAUUCAAGCCACCACCAGCACCUCCCGCUAUGCAGCAGCCAUUUUUAAGAAGGGGGAGCUCCAUGUCACUCCACUGCAUGGCAUUCUGCAGCUGAGGCCAAGCUUCUCGUAUCUAGACAAGGCCGACUCCAAACACAGAGAGAGGGAGGCUGCAAAUGAAGGUGGGGACUCCUCUCAAGAUGAGGCAGAAGAAGAUGUCAAGCAGAUCACUGUGCGCUUUUCCCGGCCAGAGACUGAGCAGGCACGGCAGAGGCGAAUUCAGUCGUAUGAGUUUCUGCAGAAGAAACAAGCAGAAGAACCCUGGGUCCACCUACAUUACUAUGGGCUAAAGGACAGCCGGUCUGAACAUGAACGCCAGUACCUCCUCUGCCAGUCCACAGAGAUGGUAGAAAACACAGACCUAGUCAAAUCUCCAAGUGAGUACUUGGCAAUGCUGAUGCCCUCUGCUGUGGAGGAGGAGGUAGAGAAGCCAGUAGUGCCCAGUAAUGUGUUAUCGAUGGCACAGCUAAGAACGUUGCCUCUUGGUGACCAAGUGAGGACCGUCAUGAAGAAUGUGAAAAUCCUACCAUUUGCCAAUCUUAUGGGUCUCCUCAGCUCUGGUACAGAUUCUACUUCAGUAUUGCGGUGCAUCCAGCAAGUGGCGAUGCUCGUCCAAGGGAACUGGGUGGUAAAGAGUGAUGUUCUUUACCCCAAAGACACCUGCAGCCCCCACAGUGGUGUGCCAUCUGAGGUCCUGUGUCGUGGGAGAGAUUAUGUGAUGUGGAGGUUCACACAGGACAGAUGGGUGGUGAGGAAAGAUGUCUCUACCGUCACUAAGUUACCUCCUGAGGAUGUGAAGGAUUUCCUGGAGCAGAUCUCCGUUCCACGAGUGAAUCGCGGUUGGGAGUUCCUCCUGCCAGCGGACACAGAAUUUGUCAGGAAACACCCAGACGUGGCACAGAGGCAGCACAUGUUGUGGCUUGGAAUCCAAGCCAAAUUAGAAAAGGUGUUCCAUCUCUCCAAAGAAGACAUGAUGCCAAAGAAGAUGCAGGACGCCCCACGAGGAAUGGCUGUGGUGAGUGGGGAGCAGCGCGUCAAUGUGGCGAGAGCAAAGGUGCAGGAGAACUACAACGCCAUGGAGAAGGAGCUGCUUUCUCGGAGGAGUGGAGUCAUAGAAGGAAAUGUGAAGAUCAAAGAAGAACCCCUGAGUGACGGGGAGGAGGCUAUGGAUGUCUCAGGGAUGAAUGGCUCUCUCAAUGGCAUGCAUACUGAUGACAGCAUGCGGGACUCUCUGAAUGGUUAUUACCCUCCGGGUACCCCACGGGGCAGUGCCCCUCCCAUGCAGGAACUGCGGGACUUUGUCAGCAGCAUCUUUAGGAAGCACUUUGUCUUAACGUUGAGCGAACUCAAGAGGCUCUUCAACCUGCACCUGGCCAGUCUGCCCCCAGGGCACAGCCUGUUCAGCAGCAUUUCGGACCGCUUGCUGCAGGAGGUGGUGCUCGACAGCAACUGCAAGCAGAUUCUGGUGCCGUUCCCACCACAGUCUCCUGCCACAGCUGAUGAGCAAAAAGUGUUUGCGAUAUGGGAGACGGGGGAUCCGCUUGACCAGCAUCGGCAGCUGCUGCUGGAGAUCUUCAUGAAGAACUACCGGGUCCGGCGCAAUAUCAUUCAGAAUAAGCUGACCCAGGAGUUUGGCGACAGCGUUACAAAGUCUGACAUUGACCGACUGCUCAAGGAGUGCUGCAUGUGCUACGGGGCAAUGUGGUAUCUCAAGGGGACGGUGCCAUCCUGACAGUAGUGCUGAGGAGGGGGGUCCGGGAGCCACAUGGGAGGCGUCUUUCUCUCAAGGACUUUGGCUGAUCGGCACACUGGGGAGCGAAGAACCAGGCUGGGUGAUCGGGCCAGCCUCCUGUCCACACAAACUGUGUCAUUGGAGCAAGCGAAACCGACUCCGAGACCACCAGGGUCUGCCAACAAAUUCAAAAAUGAAUUGAGAGGAGGAGAAUUUUUUAAAUGAUGGAUUGCUGAGGAUUUGUAAGUGGAAGGGUUGUGGUUAAGCAACAUUCUUAAUGUUUUUGUUUUGUAGCUUGUUACUUUUUAAAAUGAUGAUGAUGAUGAUAAUCUGUAGAGUAUAUGCUGUCCACCCAGUUGGUGGUCCAUGUCUGGUGUGGCCAUGGCCAAAGCUGCUUUCUCCAGGCACAGUGUCGACUCUUAAAUGGUUGAAAUGUUGAAUUUUCUAGAAGUUCCUGCUUAUAUGGAAUUACAGCCAUUGGGCAUUAAGGGGAUUUUGCGGUUGCCUCCUAGACAAAGUCCAUUUAUCACGGUCAUAUAGACCCCGUUGGAAGUCGUAUUGGUGCUGCCUUGAUUUAAAAUCUGGUGAAGGGCACCUCAGGAAAUGUGUCCAUUGCUUACCACGCAGAGGAUGAUAAUGAUGAACUUUAAAAGUGAAGUGCAAAUAAAGACUUGCAAAGAGUUUA